GGAGAGACACAUACUUGAAAGACAUUCUCUCUCUCUCAUUCUCUGGCUCGGUGGCUUGAGAGAGAGAGAGAGAGAUGGGAAGAGGACGGGUGGAGCUGAAGAGGAUUGAGAACAAGAUUAAUCGUCAGGUAACCUUCUCCAAAAGGAGAAAUGGUUUACUUAAGAAAGCUUACGAGCUUUCUGUUCUUUGUGAUGCCGAGGUUGCUCUCAUCGUCUUCUCCAGUCGCGGCAAGCUUUAUGAGUUCGGAAGCGCCGGUAUGAACAAAACCCUUGAGCGAUACCAACGAUGUUGUUACACUCCUCAAGACACCAGUGCUGCUGAUCGUGAAACACAGAGCUGGUACCAGGAAGUCUCCAAGUUGAAGGCAAAAUAUGAAUCUCUUCAGCGCUCACAGAGGCAUUUGCUUGGUGAAGAUCUUGGUCCACUUAGUGUGAAAGAGCUGCAAAAUCUUGAGAAACAGCUGGAAGGAGCUCUGUCACAAGCGAGGCAACGGAAGACACAAAUAAUGCUUGAACAAAUGGAAGAACUCCGCCGAAAGGAGCGUUAUCUUGGAGACUUAAACAAGCAGCUCAAAAAUAAGUUGUUUCAGCUUGAAGCUGAAGGACAUAGCUCUCUUAGAGCUAUUCAAUGCUCGUGGGAUUCUACUUCAGUGGUUGGAAACAAUGCUUUUACUACACACCCUUCUCAGUCCAACAACCCUAUGGACUGCGAACCCACCUUACAAAUAGGGUACCACAACUUUGUUCCACCGGAAGGAACAGCUAUUCCUCGGAGUGUAGCCGGCGAGAGUAAUUUCAUCCAUGGAUGGGUCCUCUGAAUUCUCAGGCAAACUCAGCAAAAGACCUAAAACUAUAAGCUUGGCAUAUUAUAUGUUGUUAAGCUUUUCUGACAUGGUUUGAAGGAUCUGCUUCGAUUAUGAUUCAUGACUAUAUAUACUGGUUUUUGAAACUUUUCAUUUGCUACCAGAAAAAAAUAA
This is a messenger RNA of Telopea speciosissima, 977 nucleotides long. Its product is annotated as agamous-like MADS-box protein MADS3. The transcript is spliced from 9 exons. Lineage: Eukaryota; Viridiplantae; Streptophyta; Magnoliopsida; Proteales; Proteaceae. Gene Ontology annotation, biological process: positive regulation of transcription by RNA polymerase II. The coding region runs from base 75 to 818 and encodes 247 amino acids. Gene Ontology annotation, cellular component: nucleus. Gene Ontology annotation, molecular function: RNA polymerase II cis-regulatory region sequence-specific DNA binding; DNA-binding transcription factor activity, RNA polymerase II-specific; protein dimerization activity. The record is from RefSeq and is a predicted model, not a curated record.